CAAAAAGUUCUAGCACUCCCAUAUCAACAAACCCUUUAAACAAUGGAUAUAAUACAAAUAAUUGCUAUCUAUACGAGCAUAUUUUUCACUAAAAAAAAAAAAGCUUGGGGAAUAAGGUUAUAUUUUGGGAAAAGAAUCCUUUUAUCCUAAUCCAAUCUAAUAAUAGUCAAGUUUAAUUGUAAGUUGAAUCCAUGCAAUUUCGCUCCAGGAUCGAAUCCAGAGAAUUUACGCAUUCAAAUUGCAUAUUACGUUUUAAAUCUAUUUCUAGAGACCCAAACUUUUGUUGUUUGCUCCCGAAGCAUAAAAAUUUAGUAGCUUUCACCAGCAAAUGCGGUUGAUUCCAUGGAUAAAGCGCUUAACAUCUCUUAUAUUAACCUGUCAAGAUAAAGAAUCCCUAGCUAAGAUCCACGCUCUUGUGAUCUUGACUGGUCUCCGUGGAAACUCCAACGCACUGCUCAUAAAAUCUUAUGCACGCAUUGCUGAUACAGUGGAAGCUCGCCGAGUGUUUGAUAAAAUGCCUCAACGAGGUGUAGAUGUGUGGAAUGCCAUGAUCAUUGUUUAUUCUCGAGAACAAAACCCUGAUGAAGUCGUAAGGUUACAUCGUCUGAUGAUCGCCGAAGGUGUUAGGCCAGAUAGCUCUAGUUUCACGGUCGCUCUUAAGGCGUGUGCGGGCUUGUUGGACCUUAGAUCAGGCGAAGAAAUUUGGUUUAAAGCCAUAGAAUAUGGCUACAAGUAUGAUGCUUUUGUGGGUUCUUCUGCUUUGAACUUGUAUGCAAAGUGUGGGAGAAUAGAUGAAGCUGCGAGCUUGUUCGAUAAAAUGCCAAAAAGGGAUCUUGUUUGUUGGACAUCCAUGAUAACUGGGUUUGUCCGAAGUGGGCAGCCAUUAAAAGCCGUUGAUAUUUAUAGGCGAAUGCUAAAGGAGGGUGUGGAAGCUGAUGGGGUUGUCAUGUUGGGGUUGAUACAGGCUUGUGCAAGCCUUGGCGAAUCAAAAGUGGGGCUUUCUAUUCACGGACAUUUGAUUAGGAGAGACCAGCAUUUGGAUGUAGUACUUCAGACUAGCCUUGUUGAUAUGUAUGCUAAGUUUGGAAAGUUGAAUUUUGCUUGUUGGUUAUUUAAAAGGAUGACUUAUAAGAAUGUCAUCUCUUGGGGUGCUUUGAUUUCUGGUUAUGCUCAAAAUGGUUUUGCAGUGAAUGCUCUGAAAAUGUUAGUAGAAAUGCAGAGUUGUGGUUUUAAACCAGAAUCAGUGUCUCUUGUGAGUGCACUUUUGGCUUGUUCUCAAGCUGGUUUUAUGAAAUUGGGUAAAUCCAUACAUGGGUAUAUUGUAAGAAGGCUUGAUUUUGAUCAAGUUUCAGGCACUGCUGUAAUUGACAUGUACUCAAAGUGUGGAUCUCUUUCUUAUGCUCGUGCUCUAUUUGAUAAGACAAAGACUAAAGACUUAAUAUUUUGGAAUGCAAUGAUUACCAGCUAUGGAAUUCAUGGACAGGGAAGAGAAGCUUUACUGCUCUUCCUCAAGAUGACAGAAAACUCAAAACCCGAUCACACAACUUUUGUUUCACUUCUCUCAGCCUUUAGUCACUCGGGUCUUGUGGAAGAAGGUCGAAAAUGGUUUCUGCUUAUGCAAAAUGAUUUCAAGAUUCAACCAGGGGAAAAACAUUAUCUUUGUAUGGUUGAUCUUUUAGCUCGUGCAGGGCAAGUCGAAGAGGCUUAUCAGCUAAUAUCUUCCAUGGAUACCGAACCUGGGCUCCCCAUAUGGGUUGCUCUCCUUGCAGGUUGUUACAAUCAUGGGAAGUUGUCAGUUGGAGAAAUUGCUGCAAAGAAUAUACUUGAGUUAAACCCAGAUGACUUGGGAGUUUAUGCUUUAAUCUCAAACUUCUAUGCCAAGGAAAAAAAGUGGAAUGAAGUAGCUGAUCUGAAAAACAUCAUGAAACAUUCUGGAAUAAAGAAAAUACCUGGCUAUAGUGCCGUGGAAGUGAAUGGAAACUUUCAUUAUUUUCUGAUGGAAGAUAAUAGCCAUUAUCAACAUGAAGCUAUUCUUCAUUUUUUGGAUAAGUUGGAUCAUGAGAUGAGAAUUAUGAAAUAUAUGCCAGAAGCUGAACUUUUGUGGCAUAAUUUUGAACUACACCAAGAAUCUUGACAGAGAGAUUGGUCAAAAUUACUACAAAACCAGCUCGCCUCUGACCGAGAUUUGACAUGUAGCAAAGUUGACACCGGCCUUUGUGGGCUCGUGACUUUGAAGAAUGAAACCAUCUAGAGACGUGUCAAGCUUAAGCCAAAAGUCAAAUGUGUGCUUCCUCUGGUUAGAGCCAUGGAACUUGACAGCCAAGCCAAAUUUUCUCACCUUGUUCAAAACAAGACAAGUCAAGGUCUAGACCAUGAAGACUUCAUUGGAGCUAAUACUCCAUUGGCAUGAUCAUAUCAACUAUUAGAACAAACGAGUUUCAAUAACAUGGGAUGUUUCAGGUUCAAGAAUCAAGAACACAUUCUCAUAUUUCUUCCUUGAAUUGUUUAUGAGUUCAAUAUUCUCCUCAUUAUCAGGCAAGUGUAUUCUCUUCCAAACUACUUU
Messenger RNA from Humulus lupulus (European hop), 2563 nucleotides. Its product is annotated as putative pentatricopeptide repeat-containing protein At3g25060, mitochondrial. The coding region runs from base 329 to 2134 and encodes 601 amino acids. The record is from RefSeq and is a predicted model, not a curated record. Gene Ontology annotation, molecular function: RNA binding; protein binding. Gene Ontology annotation, biological process: RNA modification. The transcript has a single exon. NCBI's taxonomy places the organism in Eukaryota, Viridiplantae, Streptophyta, Magnoliopsida, Rosales, Cannabaceae.